Racocetra fulgida is the source of this 300-nucleotide messenger RNA. NCBI's taxonomy places the organism in Eukaryota, Fungi, Glomeromycota, Glomeromycetes, Diversisporales, Gigasporaceae. The record is from the annotation of a GenBank genome assembly.
AUGGAUUCAUUCGACAAAAGGCGCACUUUGGUUAAGUUCUUGUGCGAAAAUGGACAUAAAAAAGUCCAAACUCUUCGAAAAGUAACUGGAUUUCCUAGUACAACGUUGUAUAGAUGUGUUGCGGGUCUUGAACAGACAGAUGAAAUAAAAAUUAUUAAGUCUCCGGGCCACCCAGAGUAUCUUAGUUCAACUCAAAAAAAAAAACUUGAAAAUCUUGUGAAGAAAGAAAGGUCUGUAACCAGUAAAGAAGCAGCAGCAGCACUUAACAGUACAUACCCCAGCCUUAAUAUCGCAUCAUGA